AUGUAUGGUAAUUUCUCGGCUGGAUCACAUGACACAAUUACCUCAAGAAUCGAUCAAGAUGUAUAGCGAGCCUGCGUGCGAUUUUUCCUCCCCUUUGCGCGCGUCUUGGCUGCGCCAGAUGGCCCAAGUUUAACACCGUGGAGCCGCCAAAGCCUCUCCUGCUCCUGCGCGGCAGCAAGGAGGAACCGGGCAGACAUGACGGACUACGACGAGCGCGCGUCCAAUAUGUACCUGCCCAGCUGCACCUAUUACGUCUCCACGCCUGAUUUCACCUCCGUCUCCUCCUUUUUGCCGCAAAGCACCUCCUGCCAGGUGAAUUUCCCCUACUCGGCCAACAUCGGACAACCUGUGCGGGAGGUCUCCUUCAGGGACUACGGACUGGAGCACCCCAGCAAAUGGCACUACCGGGGUAACUACGCCUCCUACUACGCCUCCGAGGAGAUCAUGCACAGGGAUCUGAUCCAGUCUUCCUUCAAAAACGAGCCCCUGUACGGCGCCCCCCACGCGGGCACCGGCUCGCCGUGCAACUUCUUCACCGGCGUCGGCCGCAACGGCGUCCUGCCGCAGGGCUUCGACCAGUUCUUCGACGGUUCCAACCCGGACAAAGGCGGCGCGGAGCAGCCCGGACAAAAGAGCGACGGCGACGCCAAAGUGGAGGAGCACGGCGGCGACGCGGCGGCCAGCGUGGACGAGGACUCGUCCUCCAACUGUGGCGACAAGAGCAGCCAGCAGACCUUGUCCACCAAGUCAAGAAAGAAGAGGUGUCCGUACUCCAAGUACCAGAUCCGAGAACUUGAACGAGAGUUUUUCUUCAACGUCUACAUCAACAAGGAGAAACGCCUGCAGCUCUCCAGGAUGCUCAACCUGUCGGACCGCCAGGUGAAGAUUUGGUUCCAGAACAGAAGAAUGAAGGAGAAGAAGCUCAACCGCGACCGCUUACAGUAUUUUACCGGCAAUCCUCUAUUCUGA
This is a messenger RNA of Dunckerocampus dactyliophorus (ringed pipefish), 969 nucleotides long. RefSeq names its product homeobox D11a (gene hoxd11a). Gene Ontology annotation, biological process: anatomical structure development; regulation of transcription by RNA polymerase II. Gene Ontology annotation, molecular function: RNA polymerase II cis-regulatory region sequence-specific DNA binding; DNA-binding transcription factor activity, RNA polymerase II-specific. The record is from RefSeq and is a predicted model, not a curated record. Gene Ontology annotation, cellular component: nucleus. NCBI's taxonomy places the organism in Eukaryota, Metazoa, Chordata, Actinopteri, Syngnathiformes, Syngnathidae.